Molecule: messenger RNA, 3345 nt
Organism: Fimicolochytrium jonesii
Lineage: Eukaryota; Fungi; Chytridiomycota; Chytridiomycetes; Spizellomycetales; Powellomycetaceae
Product: mitochondrial 2-oxoglutarate dehydrogenase
Exons: 7
Coding region: 1-3345 (1114 amino acids)
Biological process (GO): tricarboxylic acid cycle
Cellular component (GO): oxoglutarate dehydrogenase complex; mitochondrion
Molecular function (GO): oxoglutarate dehydrogenase (succinyl-transferring) activity; thiamine pyrophosphate binding
Source: RefSeq, a predicted model, not a curated record
AUGUUCCAUUCACGGUCAACAUUACGGGCCGUGAGCGCCGCAUCGCGCAGGGCGUCGCACGCCGUGCAGAAAUGCCAAACUGCCGUCCUACCAAAACCUUUCGCCGCCAGGCAGUUCUCUGCCGCCAUCGCCACACGACAGGCUUCUCCGUUGUCUCAUGAGACAUUCCUGAACGGCCCGUCUGGGACGUACGUUGAAGAAAUGUACGAAGCUUGGCAAAAGGACCCAAAAUCUGUCCACUUGUCGUGGCAAGUAUAUUUCCGGAAUCUCGCCGCGGGGGGAAAGACACCCGCUUUCUCGCCGCCUCCCACCAUCAUUCCAUCCGCCGAGAUCGAGGGCUACCAAAGCGACUCCUCAUUCACCGCUGGCGACAAAAUUCCCGCUGGCGAGAUUAUGGACCACAUGAAAGUGCAGCUGCUCGUGCGCGCCUAUCAAAUCCGUGGUCACCAUCUCGCAAAGAUCGACCCCUUGGAGAUCAAAGUUGCCGACGAGGCGAAAGCCCCAGAAUUGAGCCAUACCCACUACGGAUUUACGGACGCUGAUUUGGACCGUAAAUUCUAUCUCGGUUCCGGAAUCCUGCCUGGUUUCCUGGCUCAGGAAGGGAAAGAGAACCUGACUUUGCGCGAGAUUAUCGACCGACUGCAGAAGACGUACUGCGGACCCAUCGGUAUCGAAUAUGGUCACAUACCCGACCGUGAAAAGUGCGACUGGCUCAGGCAAAGAUUCGAAGUGCCAGUCAAGUACAACUACACCAAGGAGCAGAAGAUGAUGAUCCUGGACCGGUUAAUGUGGUCUGACCAUUUCGAGCGUUUCGUUGCUCAAAAAUACCCCACGGAGAAGCGUUUCGGUCUGGAAGGGUGUGAGAGUUUGAUUCCUGGAAUGAAAAGCUUGAUUGACCGAUCUGUGGAGCACGGCGUCAGCUCCGUUGUCAUGGGUAUGCCCCAUCGUGGACGUCUGAACGUUUUGUCCAAUGUUGUCCGGAAGGAGAACGCAUCUAUCUUUGCCGAGUUCUCGCACAGUGCGGAGGACACGGUUGAGGGAUCCGGGGACGUCAAGUACCACUUGGGCAUGAACUACAUGCGUCCCACCCCAUCUGGCAAGACGGUCCACCUCUCUCUCGCUGCGAACCCGUCCCACCUGGAAGCCGUCAACCCCGUCGUGGAAGGCAAAGUCCGCGCUCUGCAAUACUACCAGAACGACGUAAAGGAACACAGCAAAGCUAUGGCUGUCCUAAUGCACGGAGACGCCGCUUUCGCCGGUCAGGGUGUUGUCUAUGAAACCAUCGGAAUGGCUGACCUUCCCGCAUACGCCACCGGCGGCACGGUCCACGUCGUCGUCAACAACCAAGUUGGAUUCACCACUGACCCCAGGUUCGCGCGUUCCACGCCUUACUGCUCUGAUGUUGCUAAGACGGUCAAUGCUCCCAUCUUACACGUCAAUGGAGACGAUGUUGAGGCUGUGGUUUUCUCUAUGGAGCUUGCGGCGGAGUGGAGGCACAAGUAUAAGAAGGACGUUGUUAUCGACAUUGUGUGUUACCGAAAGUAUGGACACAAUGAAAUCGACCAGCCUAGCUUUACUCAACCCUUGAUGUACAAGAAAAUCGCCGGCAUGACCCCCGUCCUCGACAAGUAUAUUGCGCAACUCUUGGCCGAAGGGUCGGUCACGCAGGAGGAAGUCGACGCCAUGAAGAAGCGUGUCUGGGGAAUCCUGCAGGACAACUACAAGGCCAGUGAGAACUACCAGGGCAGCUCAAAGGAAUGGCAAUCAAGUUCCUGGUCAGGUUUCAAAGCUCCCGCCGAGCUAGCCAAGGAGACGGUCCCACCAAAGCCGACCGGUGUGGAUCUCGACCUUCUCCGCUACAUCGGAAACACGGGCGCCAGCUACCCGUCCGAUUUCACGGUGCACCCCAACUUGGGCAAAAUUCUCAAGCAGCGUCAAAAGUCCGUCACUGAGGGUGAAGGUAUCGACUGGGCGACCGCCGAGUCCAUGGCGUUCGGCACACUGCUGGCUGAAAACCAGCACGUCCGCCUCAGUGGGCAGGAUGUGGAGCGUGGAACCUUCUCGCAACGUCACGCCCUCUUGAACGACCAGCAAACCGAAAAGACCUACGUCCCCUUGAACCACCUGGUUGCAGGCGACGUCGUCCCCUCGCAAAGCAACUUCACUGUCUGCAACUCCUCCCUCUCCGAGUUCGGAUGCCUCGGGUUCGAGCUGGGUUACUCCAUGGUCAGCCCGCACCAGCUCGUUAUCUGGGAAGCCCAGUUCGGAGACUUCGCCAACAACGCCCAAUGUAUCAUCGAUCAGUUCAUUGUCUCUGGCGAGCAGAAAUGGCUGCAGCGCACGGGUCUGACCCUCCUCCUGCCCCACGGUUACGAUGGUCAGGGACCCGAACACUCGUCGGCUAGGGUGGAGCGGUUCUUGCAGAUGGUUGAUGAGGAUCCGUACACUAUGCCUACGUUGGAAGGCACUGGACGGGACAGCUACGCCAGGCAACAUCAGGACUGUAAUAUCCAAGUUGUGUACCCGACUGUACCGGCCAACUACUUCCAUGCGCUGAGGAGACAGGUUCACAGGGAGUUCCGUAAGCCGCUGGUAGUCCUCGAAUCCAAAUCUCUCCUCCGCCACCCCCUCGCCAAAUCUUCCAUCCACGAAAUGACCGAAGGCACAUACUUCCAGCGCGUCAUCCCCGAAGUCCUUCACGAGAACCCCUUCAAGGAACUCGACAUCACCGAACCCCGCGCCGCCAACAACAUCGAACCCCGCAUCCCGCUUGCCCUUCGCUCGACCGAGUUCCAGCUCGCCCCGCCCCGCGAGAUCAAGUCCGUCAUCUUCUGCAGCGGGCAGGUGUACUACCUUCUGUACCGCGCGCGUGAGCUGAACCAGCUGCGCGAUGUGGCGAUUGUGAGGUUGGAGCAGAUCACGCCGUUCCCGUUCUGGGAGGUGAAGGCUGUCGUGGACAAUUAUGAGAAUUUGGAGGAGGUGGUGUGGUGUCAGGAGGAGAGCUUCAACUCUGGGUCGUGGUCGUUUGUAGAGCCGAGGUUGGAGACGGCUGUUAGGGAGACGGAGUGGUUUAAGAGUGGGAAGGGCAAAGCAUGGGCCGAAAAGCUCGACGCAACGCGCACCCCCGGCGGCCUCGAAAACGGCCGCAACGGCGGCAAAGGCGCCUCCAUCCGCGGCGGUCGCUUGAUCCGCUACGCCGGACGCGACCCCUCCGCCGCCCCAGCCACGGGUCUGAAGAAGCAGCACGUGUUUGAGGAACGCAUGCUCGUCUCAGAGGCCUUGUUGAAUGGGAAGCUGGUUAAGCCCGCGACGAUCGAGAGUGGGAUUCCCAAGUUUUAUAACUAG